This is a messenger RNA of Lecanosticta acicola, 3026 nucleotides long. The record is from the annotation of a GenBank genome assembly. Lineage: Eukaryota; Fungi; Ascomycota; Dothideomycetes; Mycosphaerellales; Mycosphaerellaceae.
AUGGCGGGUAGCAAUGGCACCCUCGAUCCUGUCUGGGAUGACAUGGACCGGUAGGUCGACUACCACGUUGCGUUCACAGCACGUCGAUAUUGGAGUGUUCACUAAUAGCUAUGGCAGGUCGUUGGGGCAGCUGUUUAUGGCAAGUCACCACAGUGUGGUUUCGGUUUGCUCGACCCGAUGUCUAAUGUCUCUGCUAGAUGGGCUUUGAGGGAACCACUGUCACGCCCCAGAUCAAAAAGCUUAUCCAGGAGCAUCACCUCGGCUCCAUCUUACUGACCGCCAAGAACCUGAAGUGUGAGCUGACAGCCUCGGAUCAAGACCAUGCUGAUAUGCUGAUGUUAUUUAGCUGCUGAACAGUGUACUGAGCUCGUCUUGGAGUUGCAGCGGACCGCAUACGAAGCUGGACAUACUGUGCCCUUACUCAUUGGCCUGGAUCAGGAAAAUGGCGGCGUCAACAGCCUGUUCGACGAAAUCUAUAUUCGCCAGUACCCUUCCGCAAUGGGACUGGCAGCGACCGGAUCUAAAGACAUUGCGUACGAAGUAGCAAAAGCCACUGCUGAGGAGAUCGCAGCAUGCGGCCUAAAUCUCAUGAUGGGACCUUGCCUGGAUGUCUUGACCAACGCGCGAAAUCAGCCGCUCGGUGUGCGGACGACUGGCGACAAUCCACAAGAAGUCUCGGCGUAUGGCAUCGCAUUCAUGAAGGGCUACAAGGACGCUGGCGUCAGUACCAUGGGAAAGCACUUUCCAUCAUAUGGAAGUCUAGAGUUCCUCGGGUCUGCGCUAGAUGUACCGACCAUCACCGAGAGCCUGGAGUCGCUCAGCUUGAGCGCACUGGUGCCAUUCCGCAACGCUGUGAAGGAAGGCAUAGAUGCAAUGAUGGUCGGUGGCUGCGCAAUGAACUCGGCAGGCUUGAACGUCAUGCACGCUUGCUUGUCGGAUCAGGUGGUGAACGACUUGUUGCGCAACGAUCUCCACUUUGAUGGCGUUGUCAUAUCGGACUGUCUGGAAAUGGAGGCCCUCAGCCACAACAUCGGCGUUGGAGGUGGGACGGUGAUGGCUGUCAAUGCUGGGUGUGAUAUCGUACUACUGUGCCGCUCCUACACGCAUCAGUUAGAAGCCAUUGCCGGCUUCAAGCUGGGUCUCGAGAACGCCAUGAUCACUAAAGAAAGAAUACACCAGUCUCUCGAGCGUACUCUGGAAAUGAAGUCGCGGUGCACUUCAUGGGACAAGGCGCUGAAUCCACCCGGCAUCAGCUUGCUCACCAAACUACAGCCGUCUCACACCCAGUUGUCCACCAAGGCAUACAACUCAUCCAUCACAGUGGUACGAGAUAAGAACCGUUUACUGCCCUUGACCAACAUCAUGGAGCCUGAAGAUGAGCUACUUCUCCUCACACCACUUGUCAAGCCCCUGGUAGCAUCGGCCGCGUCGCAAAGCCUAUCAGAGCAGGCGACAAAUGGAUCUCCAGAACCAGCCGUCUGGGAACGAAGCGCAUCUGUCAUGAGCGGAGAGCGGGUCUUCCGCGAACUCGGACGAUCAUUAGCGCGUCAAAGGAGCGGCCGGGUCCUCCAUACCAGCUACACUGCCAACGGCGUGCGGCCUCAACAUGAAAACCUGAUCAAUCGAGCAAGCGCCAUUAUCAUUGUAACAGCGGAUGCCAAUCGCAAUCUCUAUCAACACGGCUUCACGAAGCAUGUAUCGAUGAUUUGCAAUAUGCAGUACAGUUCUGGAGGCGAGAAGCGCGAGAAGCCUCUGGUGGUUGUGGCUGUCAGCUCGCCUUAUGACUUCGCCAUGGAUCAAAGCAUAGGCACAUACAUCUGCACGUACGACUUCACCGAGACCGCUUUGAUGUCACUGGUCAAGGUGCUCUACGGGGACUUCAACGCCGCCGGGUCGUUGCCUGGAACUAUUAGCCAGAGCCAGAAGUUGUCACAGUCCAAGCAGCAUUGGCUCGUUGAAGCGUUCAAUGAGGAGCGUGACUCGAACGGUCUCGAUGUCCUCAUUAGAUUUGUCGCGGAUGGAACUCCGCCAGGCCUGCACUCUGAGCUGGCUAGCGCGACAUCGAACUCCUUCCUGCUUCGCAAUGCGGACGUGAUGGAGUCGCAUUACGUCGUACGCAAUAGCAGCACUCAGGCGUUGUACGGCUUCUGCGCAACCUACUUUUUCAAGGCCACCGGCACUGGUGUCAUCGGAGCCAUUUUCGUCGAUCCGAGCCGUCGAAAGCUGUCGAUAGGCCAUUCGCUACACAACCGCGCCAUCCGAAAUCUACUGCAGAAAGAAGGCAUCAAGCGUUUCCAGUUAGGCUCUCGGCUUCCGAGUAUGUAUCUCGGGAUUCCCAGUGGGCACGGAAGCGAACGGAAGCGACUGCGUUCUUGGUUCGCGGACCUAGGCUGGAACACCGCACUGUCGAGAGCCGUCUGCAGCAUGGUAGCCCGGAACUUGUCCACGUGGACGCCACCCGAUGGGAUGGCCAAAAGUCUCCAGAGUGCGGGCCAUGACUUCGACCUCGUCUAUGGAUGGGACUACGCUGGACCUGUGCUGGACCACAUCAAGACCAACAACCGACAGGGUCUCGCCGAAGUCUACAAGAUGGCCUUGGCCGAUCCCUCUGCUUGUGGGAUCAUCCGCGCGAAGCGUCCUGAAGACGGAUCGGUCAUCGGCACAGUAGUGCUGUACAACAUGCAGUCUCAACUUGCGGAGUUUGUUCCGAGCAUGAAGGAUCUGGGCGAGCUCGCGGGUGGCAUAUCAUCACCCGUCAUCAGCCCAGCCGUGGGAGAGUACUCGACGCUGCUUCAAGGCCUCAUCCUUUUGGGGAUGCGGCAGAUCAAGCAGCAGGGAUGUAGUGUGUGCCUUCUUGACUAUGUGAGUUGGCGUCUCCCCUGAAUACACUACUCCUGCUGACGCUCCAACAGAUAGAUGGGGACGGUAACUUUGACGGCCUAAGUGCGAUGGGCUUUAGCGUUCUGCACAACUUUGAGGAGGUCAGCUGCGAUGCCGCGACCUGGACGAUGGUUCCUCCUUCAUAA